UUAUACUUUCAACAUCAUUUUAAAAAUAGUCCCGGAGAUGUAUACUUUUACUGCAUUCCUACUCGUAUUUCUUAUUCGAUGUUCCGAAUCUUCAUCAUCUUUAAACGCUGUGAUCUUCAAUGAAGAAUAUAUGGAUCAUAAGAGUCUGGAUCACAAGACGCUAUCGGGACGGUGGUAUGAACACUUGGACACGUUGAAUAACACCAGCCGAGACAAUACUUAUGCAGACGUGAUGGUUUUAUGUGACGAAACAAUCAGUCUAGUGUAUGUCGCCAGUCGUUGGAUUCCGGCUCUAGAGGAGUGUCGAAGCGCAGCAAUCAGGAUUCACCCGGAUAGCGCAGACUCCCCUGAAGGAACAGUAAUCCGGAUAUCCACGAAUGAGACCCAAGGGAAGUUCAAAACACGAUACUAUGAUCCUCAUCCGACAAUGGGAUUUGUCCUGGUAUAUCAUCAUACACAGCUUGGUGAUGGCUACCAUAUCAUGACUCGCCAGAGAGACCCCAGUGACCUAGACGAUGUUAUUGAGCAGGUUCUAUCGGCUCUUCAAAUGAAUAUUCGGGACUUUUAUGUCAAAUCAAAGGACUUCGGUUGCGAACGAAAAGAAGAGAAAGGAAUCAAGAUAUAAAUAACAAAAUAAACUUAGCUUGAAACGCUAACGUUUUAUUUUUAUUUACAUCAUGACAUUGUGUACAUGUAGAAGAUCUUGUUUCCAAUCAAUGUAUCCAACAUUUGUGAAAAUAUUGAA
Messenger RNA from Ostrea edulis (European flat oyster), 745 nucleotides. RefSeq lists its product as uncharacterized. The coding region runs from base 38 to 625 and encodes 195 amino acids. The transcript has 5 exons. Lineage: Eukaryota; Metazoa; Mollusca; Bivalvia; Ostreida; Ostreidae. The record is from RefSeq and is a predicted model, not a curated record.